AUGAGCGACGACGAACAGGCCAAGCAAUCGUUGGAAUGUGCCGGAUCUAUGUCUUCUGGCAAAAAACCACCUAGAAUGCCAAAAUGUUCCCGUUGCAGAAACCAUGGUUAUGUGUCACCUUUGAAGGGGCAUAAACGAUUUUGUAACUGGAGGGAUUGCCUCUGUCAGAAGUGCAAAUUGAUCGCAGAACGGCAGAGGGUGAUGGCCGCCCAGGUGGCACUCCGUAGACAGCAGGCCCAAGAGGAGGAGAUGGGCAUCUGUAGUCCAGUUACGUUGGCCAGCACAGAGAUUAUGGUGAAGAAUGAAGCCACAGGUGACAGGGCUUGCUUCUUCUCUGCAGGGGAAAAAUCUCCCACUUCCCAGAACAAUGGAGCAACAUCACCCUCUGCGACAGGCAACCGCCCCGCCCUGCCGCCCAGUCCCACGUCGGCCAGCAGAGGGCACACUGACGGGUCUGAUCUGGUGGUGGAUGCGUCCUACUACAACUUCUAUCAGCCCUCCCGCUACCCCGCCUACUACAGCAACCUGUACAACUACCAGCAGUACCAGAUGCCGAGCAGCGAGGCCCGUCUGGCGAGCCACAAUGUGGCUCCGCAGUACCGGAUGCACUCCUACUACUCUGCGGCCUCCUACCUGAGCCAGGGCCUGGCCACCCCGGGCUGCGUGCCCCCCAUCUUCACCCUGGAGGACAACGCCACCUGUCCGGAGCCCAAGGCUGCAAUGUUCGCUCCGGGCAGUGGGCACGACGUGGGCCUGGCCUGCCUGUCUGUCAACCCAUUGAUCAACUCUGAGACCAAGCAGGAGUGUGAGACCAGUUCAGAGUCUGAGGUUUUCGCUGUGAAUGCUGUCAUCGAUGGGGCCAGUGAGUGAUGCAUUCUGGGUGAUAACAGCACUUAAAUCAAGGUCAAAAUCACCGAUGAUCACCAACAGCGCUGUCAAUGUGAAAGGAUCUGUGGCAUUACCACUGUCCUCUACUGUGUUGUCAUUUAUUUUCCAGUUUCAUUCCUCAUUUUUGUGCCAGGUGAAAUGAAUGGAAUUAUAUACUUACGGAGCAUAAUACAUUCAGUGACACUGAUGACUAUAAUGCUUUAGAUAACAAUGGCAUUUUAUUGUUUUACAGAAAUUGCCUUGCUCUUAUACAAUUUCUGAAAUUUGGGUUCUGGUAUAUAAUAACUACUUUUAAAAAGCUAAUAGUAAUCAUAUUCCAUAAGGCAAAAUGUCACUUGUCAAUGGCAAUGCAAAAUUCCUUACAGAUGACAGGCUUUUCUCAGCACUGUGAAUAUUAAUUUUGGCACAUUCUCAAUGAUGUCUAAAGCUGUAUUUUGCAAAGAGGCACAACACACUUCAGACACUACUGCAGUACUUAUUUGUAAUAUAGUUGUAUCAGUCUUCAAAGUAUUAUGAAUGAAUUACUGUAAUGCUCUAAAUAAUAGUAUGUUUAUGUUCAUGUUUACAGUAUACAGUAUAUCUGUAGUCUACAAUUAACAUCCCAUAAUGGAUAAAUCCACCAUUAAAAUAGGUCACUUGUUUUCACAUUUAUGAUUUUGUUUUUAUUUUUGAUGCAUCAGUUCUGUGGAUUGAUUGUUUAAAAAGUUAAUCUAAUGUGCAGUAUACAUUUUAAUCAUCAUAUUUUGGCAUCAGAGACUUUCUUAAAAGUUCUUGCUUAA
This is a messenger RNA of Conger conger (European conger), 1667 nucleotides long. It is a transcript of the gene dmrt1, whose product is annotated as doublesex and mab-3 related transcription factor 1. Gene Ontology annotation, biological process: sex differentiation; regulation of transcription by RNA polymerase II. The record is from RefSeq and is a predicted model, not a curated record. The coding region runs from base 1 to 870 and encodes 289 amino acids. The transcript is spliced from 5 exons. Gene Ontology annotation, molecular function: RNA polymerase II cis-regulatory region sequence-specific DNA binding; DNA-binding transcription factor activity, RNA polymerase II-specific. Gene Ontology annotation, cellular component: nucleus. Lineage: Eukaryota; Metazoa; Chordata; Actinopteri; Anguilliformes; Congridae.